GAAGACGUAAUGGUUUGAUUCCCUGUGCACUUGCAAUGGUCUUCAAUCUGACAUUACUCGGCAAAUUCCUCUAACGGGAGGUGCAAUGAAGGCAGGGGCAUCGUCCAUGUGGGCGUCAUGCUGUGGGCUGCUGAACGAGGUGAUGGGCACGGGCACGGUGCGGGCACAGCAGCCGGGGUUCGGAGCGGGGGCAGGGCCCUUCCGAUUCGCCCCCAGCGCUGGGUACUCCACCUACCCCCCCACCAGCUCAGGGAGCGCCGGACAGCUGUGCAAAGCCUGCGGACUGGCCUUCUCUGUCUUCAGACGCAAGCACAUCUGCUGUGAUUGCAAGAAGAGUUUCUGCGCCCUGUGCUCGGUGCUUCAGGAGAACCUGCGCUGCUGCACGACCUGCCACCUGCUGCGCGGCACGGCCUUCCAGAGGCCGCGGCUCAUGCAGCUCCGAGUGAAAGACCUGCGCCAGUACCUGCUGCUGCGCAACAUCCCCACCGACACAUGCAGGGAGAAGGAGGACCUGGUGGACCUGGUGCUCUGUCAUCAGGGGACGAGGGAAACCCCGAGACCUGUGGUGGAGGAAGAGGAAGAGGAAGAGGACGAGGAGGAGGAGGAAGAAGACGAAGAGGACACGCACGAGGAGGAGGAGGAGGAAGAGGAGGAGGAGGAGGAGGAGGAAGAUGAAGGGGGGGAGGACACAGACAGUCUGCACUCGCUCCCCCACUCGCGCGCCGCCUCACCCCCCUCCGCCACACGCUCCACCUCCGAACAGUCGGUCCUCUCCGCCUCUCAGGGAGACGUGCUCAGCCCAAGUGACAGCUCAGGGACCACCAGCCAGGAGCAGGAGGAUACUCCAACAGCGUCUCUCUUGAACCUGGAGCCCAAUGAAACUUUAAUGGAGGUCAGUCCGGCGACACAGAGGAGGAUCAGGGCCUCGCUGUCUGAUCUGGACAAUGAGGAGGCAAUAGAAAACCUCUCCGUCCGUCAGCUGAAAGAGAUUCUCGCCAGGAACUUUGUCAAUUACUCCGGCUGCUGUGAGAAGUGGGAGCUGUUGGAGAGAGUGCAUCGACUCUACAGAGAAAAUGAGCAGAACAGGAAAUCCAUGGAAAAUGUGAGCAUAACUGCAGUGGUUGCAUAUCCUCCACCCCUCUGCAACAGUGCCACAGAUGGUGUCAAAGCUCAGCUGGCGGCUGACGAAAACUUGUGUCGCAUCUGCAUGGACGCCAUCAUCGACUGCGUGCUGCUGGAAUGUGGUCACAUGGUAACCUGCACCAAAUGUGGAAAGAGGAUGAGCGAGUGCCCCAUCUGCAGGCAGUAUGUAGUGCGGGCCGUGCACGUCUUCAAGUCUUAAAACUCUGCGCGUCGGAGCGGCCCUCAGGCGUGCACGUGGCCCGAGCCCUGAAUUUAUCACUGAGGAUGAACUGCUGUGCAUGGAGUCUCGCAGGGCCUAAUGCUGCAGCAGGCGCGAGCAACUUCCCGGUCUUUGAAACCAGACUGUUGCCUCUGGCCUACCACGGUUUGUUUUCCCCUCCUCUACUAACUCAUGUUCCAGUCCCACUUCUCCUCCCUGGUGGACCGUCAUCAGCUGCACCGGGACACUCACUCUUUCUGUCUUUGGUCUGUUAAACACACAGCAGAGCCCCCUGCCAUCACUACUCUCGAUACUCUGUUUAGAUUUUACUCACAGGAGAGGAGAGGAUGUGGUCCCGUGGAUACUUGAAGUGGAUCGGCUUGUUCUGUGUGGUGAAGAGAAGCAGAAAAAUAUAAGAUCCCAGGGUUAGAGUCUAUGGUUUACACAGUCAUGCCACAUGACGCCGUGUUAUCUCCCUCAGUGUUCUUUUAGGAUGUGCAAUAUCAGAAAAAAAGAGACUUACAUGUGUUUUUAUUAAAUGUCUAUUUGUUAAUCUGAACACCACAUGCACCGGGUCAUCUCGUCUCACAUGCAGGAGGGUGCAAGGUGCCAAACGUCAUGCCUUUUGAUCGAUAUUUGGUUAAGAUUUGACGGUAUAUGCAUUUCAUAACCAGCAAACUUGGUGUGAUAGUUUACUCUUUUGUUUUUUUUCUCAAAUGAACUUUAGGAAAUAAAGUGUGUACAAGUUAACAAUGAACACUUGCUGUGUGAAGGAUGUGAUUGUUUCCUCAUCUAAAUUGAUUAUUGCUAUGGAAGCCAAUUUGCCCCAGUAAAAGAAAAAAUGAGAUGAAAUCUUAGCCUUCUGAUGAAAAAUAAAGAUACUGUAAGUCAUUAUAAUAAGGAACUAUUUAAAUACUUAUCUUUACAUAAUGGCAUUGUAUUUCAACAUAAUGGCUGACUACAGAACAGUGGGUGGAAUCACCCAUUGGUUUGUAGACGAUUUGAAGCCUUGGUUUGGCAUUAAGGUCUUCGCCAACCUGUUUUUUGUAACCAGUGCAUCUGCAGAAUUGAGUCAGAAGAAUGCUAUCUUAUAAGCUAGCACUAGCUAACAGGCAUGGUUAGCAAGGUGCAUCCAGAAAUAUGAAAAAAUCGACUCUUUUGAGUUCAUUUCAGUACAACUGAAUGUUAAAAAAGCAUCCAAAAUGUUACAAUUAACUUAAAAAAGUUUGAAGAAGACACACAGUGCGUCAUAGUAUCGAAAGGUAGACACACCCUAAAGCAUUCCCCGCUUCUUUGCCUAUUUUACUUUGCAUUGGAGCAUAGUUUAAAAAAUGUCAUUAGCCACAAUUUACAAAAACUCAUGUUGUUAGACUUCAAACUAAUGAUUGAGACCAUGAACUCAUUAGGGAAAUGUUUAUUAAGGUAAUAAAUCAAGUGACAAGUAGGGUCAUUUUCUCAUAGACUUUUAAAAUUUGACUUUUAAGAGAGAAGAGAGAAGAUGCUAACUCAUUAUUUUUGAGAUAUUGAGUCACUUUUUCUGGAACAUUUCUACGUAUAAUGACUUACAGAAUCUUUUUUUUCUCAUCAAAUUGGUGGAAAUGGACUUCUGUAGUUUCUACCGAAGACACGAACAAUAAAAAAAAAAACGCUGCUUGUUCACGCCAUGUGCCGCACUACAUUCCUGUUAGAGCUAGUCAGCGUUAAA
Messenger RNA from Centropristis striata (black sea bass), 3047 nucleotides. RefSeq names its product ring finger protein 34b (gene rnf34b). The record is from RefSeq and is a predicted model, not a curated record. Gene Ontology annotation, cellular component: cytoplasm; plasma membrane. Gene Ontology annotation, biological process: protein K48-linked ubiquitination; proteasome-mediated ubiquitin-dependent protein catabolic process; negative regulation of extrinsic apoptotic signaling pathway via death domain receptors. The transcript has 8 exons. The coding region runs from base 86 to 1342 and encodes 418 amino acids. NCBI's taxonomy places the organism in Eukaryota, Metazoa, Chordata, Actinopteri, Perciformes, Serranidae. Gene Ontology annotation, molecular function: ubiquitin protein ligase activity.